AUGUUGAAACAACUGACACCGGAGAAAGUCAUCGACAUCAUUUGGUUUAGCGUGGCUCUGGCAGUCUGUUGGCCACUUUCUAGCUCUGCUAGUAAAGCUCAAGUCGUUGCUUUUAAAAUUUUACAAAUUUGCAGCGCGAUCAGCGCACUCAUUUUACUCUUACCACUGUUGUACUCAACUUACUUGCACUUCGACGAUGUCAUUGUUCUUUCUCAGAGCAUCUGCUUGUCGAUGGGUGUUUUUCAAAUGAUUAUGCAGACUGUCAUAUGUUUCACCAACUACGACCUUCUGCAGCGAAUAAUUACAGAAAUGAUCACGUACGUCAAAGAGGCGCAGCAAUUCGAAAGGGAAAUUCUCCACAACUAUAUCCAAAAAUGCAAACUUUUUUACGGUGGUUCGUUAAUUUGGACAUACCUCUGUGCAACUUGUUUCGUAUUAGGACCCGUUGUUCUACCAAAUCCUUUUCCCAGCAGUGCAGAGUAUCCGUUUCGCGUUAAUCGUACACCCAUGAAUGCUAUUGUCUACCUGCACCAAUCUUUCAUAAGCUUUCAGUACAGUGCACACAUAUGUGUAAGCAUUUUCGGAGCUCUUUUACUCUGGAUUACGGCUGCGAGAUUUCAUUGCUUAACUCUGGAGGUUCAACAAAGUUCAAGUAUUCAUAUGUUAAUCAUCUGUGUUAAGAAACAGCUACUACUGAGGAGGUACGCCAAAGAAGUGGUUGACGGUUUUCGGCUUAUAGUACUCAACGCUAUAGCAAUGAGCAUUUUGGCUCUUACUCUAAGUAGUAUUACAUUAAUAAUGGAAAUACCGUUAAUUGUGAAAGUGCAAUUCGUAACUGUAAGCUUCACUGUACUCGCAGAAAUUUAUAUGUACGCAUGGUCAGCUGACUACAUGAAAGACAUGAGUGCAAAGGUUUCACAAAGUGUGUAUGAUUUAACGUGGUACGGACAAACAUUGGAAAUGCAGAAAAAUGUAUUAUACAUAUUGGUACACCAAGAACCGGUAAUUCUGUCAGUUAGUUGCAUCGUGCCGGAGCUUUCUCUUCGUUAUUAUUGCUCGUACCUGUCAAAUGCGUUCUCGGUUUUCACCGCUUUGCGCGUCGUGCUGGAUGCAAAAUCAGCCUAA
Habropoda laboriosa is the source of this 1125-nucleotide messenger RNA. RefSeq lists its product as uncharacterized. The transcript is spliced from 6 exons. Gene Ontology annotation, biological process: sensory perception of smell; detection of chemical stimulus involved in sensory perception of smell. NCBI's taxonomy places the organism in Eukaryota, Metazoa, Arthropoda, Insecta, Hymenoptera, Apidae. Gene Ontology annotation, cellular component: plasma membrane. The coding region runs from base 1 to 1125 and encodes 374 amino acids. The record is from RefSeq and is a predicted model, not a curated record. Gene Ontology annotation, molecular function: olfactory receptor activity; odorant binding.